UCUUUCAUUUUUCCUUUUCUUUUUCCCAUAUAUAUAUAUAUAUAUAUGUGUACUACAUAUCCCACAAUUCCAAGCAGACUACAAUACCCAUGCAAGUGCACUACAUUACCCAUACACCUCCUGGUCAAGGUCUAUAAAUAGACCUCACUUCCUUCCUUUGUUUCUCUUCCUUUGGUGAGGGUGUGGGUGUUUGAAUGGACACCCAACCAUGUCCUUUGAGUCCUUUCCUUAGGAUGCGUUAAUGACUUAAGACCAUCUUGUACAUCUUGUACACGUUGUCCAUCCAGUUCAUCCUGUCCAUCUAAUAACAUCUGUCCAUCUCCAUGCUAUGGGAAUUGUCUAUGAAUAAUCAUCUUGAACUUAAAAAUAAAAGAGAGCAAAGGACUGGUAUCUGUCCCGUGUUUUAAUCAGACACGCCAUCAAGUUUCUACACCUCUGAUGAACUUUGGAUAUAUUAACAUCUGAUAUCCUACAAAUGGUCCUUCGAGCCGGAGAGUAGAAAUUUGGUGGAAUGGAUUACCGCUCAAGACCUGCAAUCCGGCGCAGCCUAAGAAGGAGAAGACCUCCUGCCCGUUUUGCUGACUGUAUGGUGAGAGAAUGUGCUGCUCCCCCUCCUCCUUCCUCACCAACACUAGCUGUUAGUGAUCCUCACCAAACCCAGUAUGGAAAUCCAUCUUCAAGACCUGGCCCAUGUUUAGCUGCUCACCAACCGUCUCAACAUGAUUUAGUCGAUAUGGAUGUUAAACAAGAAAUACUUGGACUUAAGGGUAUGCUUGGUGAGAUGAUGUCUAAAAUGUCACAGUUAGUAGUUUCCUCUAAACAUUCUGAAUUUUCUGAGUCUUUUGAUGAUGCUUCUGAUGAUGAUAAUGCAUUUGCUACUACAUCUAUUGUUCAGGAGUUGUCUGCAUGUAUAAAGAAUGCUGAACAGAAACGUACAUGUGAGAAAUGUAAUUCCUCAACUGUUCCUUCACCGCCUCCAUUGAGUAUGCCUAGUUCUCUGCCUCUCCCCCCUUCCUCAUUGUUACGUAGUCCACCCCAACAUAUGCACACACAUGAUAGAACUUCACAAUUACAAUCAAGUAAUAUGUUACAACCUUCUAUUGUUCCACUGGUUCCUGAGCCUCCUAAUUGUCAUUCCCUUCAAGUGCAAACAUCGCCAGUAUUGGUACGACCAAUUGGUUCACCACAGCCAGGUAUAUCAUGUAGUCCCUUUUUCCCUUCCAUGGCUCAUACUCAGUUAUCCUCACAAGUAACAUCAGCACAGUUACCUCCUCAGCCGCUGUAUGCUGUUUCGCAGUAUUCACAGCCAUUAGGACCAUCUUCUAGCUUGGCGAUUCCUCAUGUAUCCUCCGCUAAUGUAAGUCCUCAUAUUCAACCACAGUCUGUAGGUCAGGUAGGGAAUCUUGUUUCACACAAUCCUGCUUCCUAUAUUCAAUCAAUUGCUCCCACUACCCAGAUGAGCACAAUUCCAUUCCUUCAUCCGUAUCCAUAUUCUCAGCCAUAUGCUUCAUAUCCUGUUCCUUCCUAUCCUUCUCGUGUUCAGGGACCUUCCUUUCCUUUCUUAGUGAAUGACGACCCCCAAGAAUUUGCAAUGUUGCAGUUAGCCUUGACAAAUUUGUCACCCCAUGAGCCAGAACAUUACAAAUUCCAUAUCUUGCUGGAUCAUUUAAGAUUUUCUCAAGCUCGUGAUCUAGCUUUAGCUUAUGCUAAUGAUCCUAGGCCUUACAGCAUGGCUCUUUUUGCACUACAGCAGAAAUAUGGGCAACCUCACCAACUAGUUUUGAGAGAAAUCAAAGCUAUUCUAGCUCUCCCCAGGCAACUACUCGGUAAACUGCCCACAGAGCAUGUGACCAACUUUGCCCGUUAUGCCCGUACUAUCCUAAAGGGUCAAAGCUACAACCUGAUUACCUUUUCUGCCUGGCUCCAAGAAGAGGCUGAGUGUCAAGCAAUAGCAGAUCAGGCUAGUGACUUUUCAAAACCACUCCUGAGUAAACCUCAACCAAAGACCUAUGUUAACACACGAACAGUCUUGUACGGAGUCAACGUCAACUCCUUCCUGGUCCACAAUUGGGCCCUUCCUUACUUGGGGUCUUACUCCGGUUUCGUCAGUGCCCAGUGGCAAUUAGUGGGGUACAUCAAAUCUAUGUUCCACCAAGUUAGGCUACUACCAGAAGACCGUUCUCUUCUACGCUUCCUGUGGCGCAACAUGCAGAGGUCAAACCCACCUGACAUCUACGAAUGGCAAGUUUUCCCUUUGGCACAGUAUGUAGUCCAUGUUGCGCAAUAUAUGCUUUACAAAGGCAUGUCCAUGAUCACAAAGAAGGAUAUGAAGAUGUAG
This is a messenger RNA of Cyprinus carpio (common carp), 2338 nucleotides long. RefSeq lists its product as uncharacterized. NCBI's taxonomy places the organism in Eukaryota, Metazoa, Chordata, Actinopteri, Cypriniformes, Cyprinidae. The record is from RefSeq and is a predicted model, not a curated record. The transcript is spliced from 4 exons. Bases 512 to 2338 code for a protein of 608 amino acids.